CUGUUAAAGAUGGGUGCCUACCGAAACAGGUUUUAAACGUGGGAAGGAACUCCCUGGCAGUGUUUAACGUGCAGUUCCCUGUUUUGGCCAAUGCUUGCUGCGCUACAGCAUGACCACAGCAGUGUCUGCUCAUCUGGUAGUUCUGGCAAAUGAAAAUGGAGGAGGUUUCAAUGUCCAGCCUGGACAACAGCAAGCUGGAGGCCCUAGCGCAGGACAUCCUGUCUGACCUGGUGGAGGAUGCGUGCCUGGGUCUUUGCUUUGAGGUCCACCGGGCUGUAAAGCAGGGCUAUUUUUUCCUGGAUGACACGGACCAAGAAAGUAUGAGGGAUUUUGAAAUUGUGGACCAGCCAGGACUGGAUGUGUUUGGCCAGGUGUACAACCAGUGGAAAAACAAGGAGUGUGUAUGUCCCAACUGUAGCCGGAGCAUCGCUGCCUCACGCUUUGCUCCACACCUGGAGAAAUGUCUGGGGAUGGGACGUAACAGCAGCCGCAUAGCCAACCGCAGAAUAGUCACUGGUAAUAACGCCAACAACAAGUCAGAGAGCGACCAAGAAGAUAAUGACGACGUCAACGAUAACGAUUGGUCUUAUGGGGCAGAAAAGAAAGCCAAGAAAAGGAAAUCUGAUAAGAAUCCAAACUCGCCAAGAAGAUCCAAAUCAUUCAAGCAUAAGAACAGCAUGAUGGGUCCUAGACGUCGUAUGGACAACCAGGAGAGCCCACGCAUGCUGAUGAAAGACGAGGCAUUCUCACAAUAACGCAAAUGCACAUUCUCUUACCAUUGUGUGUGAACAUGCACACAGAGGCACGCUCACGGGACGACCAACAACACUUCACCUUUGGUUCUUCAUGUUGUGAAAUGAAUGGACGUUGAUGUUACACCUUUGUGGUGUUUGCUGCUCUGCAGAAGCAGUCCAGAACUCCCACCUUAUACUUGACAGAUUUAUUUUUAUUCAGAAAAUCAUUGUACCAACACUUGUUUGUUUUUUUGUUUUUUCUUUAGUUAAUUAUCAGUUGAAAAUGAUGAAUAUCACCAAAUAUGAUUUUCGCUGCACAGAUGUAAACUAUGUUGUACUUCAUUCAGUAUUUUCCUUUUCCUAAAAUACAGAAAUGAUUAGACAUUAAUGUCCUUAUAUUACCUCACAUUUUAAAAUCUCAUUCUUUAAAAAAAAAAAUAAUAAUGUCAAAGACAAUCAUUGCUAAUGGUUUGUCUUUUGUUUUCACCUUCACUCUCAGACUGAGUUCUCAAACAGAAUUACAACACAAGCAUCGCUGUCGUUCACCUGUGGAAACUUGUUUCAAAAUGUUCAGUAUAUGAACCCCCUAAAUGUAGAAGCAGGUAUUUGCUGCAGAAAGCAGGUUUCUUCAUUUAUGUUUCAUUUUUGGUGGAUAGAUUUGUUUUCUAGCAUUCGAAUAUGUCUUUGUAUCAUGUGUUUACAUUGUAAAGGGUUACUUAAGUCCUUGGUGUGUGAUGUGAUAGUGUAAAUAUUCUAAUAGUUGAAUUGCUGCUAUCAUGGCUCAGUUUGUUUCAUCUGUCUAGCAUAAUAAAUGAUUUGUUAUCUG
Archocentrus centrarchus (flier cichlid) is the source of this 1560-nucleotide messenger RNA. RefSeq names its product ataxin-7-like protein 3. Lineage: Eukaryota; Metazoa; Chordata; Actinopteri; Cichliformes; Cichlidae. The coding region runs from base 150 to 755 and encodes 201 amino acids. The record is from RefSeq and is a predicted model, not a curated record. Gene Ontology annotation, molecular function: transcription coactivator activity. Gene Ontology annotation, biological process: regulation of transcription by RNA polymerase II; positive regulation of DNA-templated transcription. Gene Ontology annotation, cellular component: DUBm complex; SAGA complex. The transcript has 9 exons.